AUGAACUCUAACAAUUGUAACACUAACAUGAAUAUGAACAAUAACAAUAAUAUGAAUAACAAUAAUAAUCCGAAUAUGAACAACAAUAUCUGUCAGAGCAACAAUAUGAAUAAUCAAUACAGGAACAAUAAUAUGAAUAACUUUAGCAACACCCACAAUAAUAAUAAUAAUAAUAAUAAUAAUAACACCAUUCAAAAUUUUAAUGACAAUAGCCUUAAAAAAAGAAGAUUUGAGGAUGAUUCUCACCAAAAUUUUAAUGAUAAUGGUUUUAAUAAUAACAAUAACAAUAAUAAUAGUAAUAUGAACCACAACUUCUCAAAUCAAAACAACUACAAUAAUAAUAAUAAUAAUAAUAAUAACAAUAAUAGUAACUUCAACGGAAUCGUAUUCAAAAGCAAAAAAGGAACUAGCUCUCAAGUUGGCAAUAAUAAGAAAAAACAGUUCAAUAAUAAUUUAGAAAUCUCUGAUUGGAAUAAGCUCUCCUAA
This is a messenger RNA of Dictyostelium discoideum AX4, 486 nucleotides long. RefSeq lists its product as hypothetical. The record is from RefSeq and is a predicted model, not a curated record. Lineage: Eukaryota; Evosea; Eumycetozoa; Dictyosteliales; Dictyosteliaceae. The transcript has a single exon. The coding region runs from base 1 to 486 and encodes 161 amino acids.